CUUCUGACGGAUUAGAAAACAUUCCAUAUCUCGGGGAAGUCUUUCGGGACUCAAAAAAAAAAAACAAGGAAAACAUGAAGUAACAACUUUAUAAACUUUAGUCUGGGAAUAUUGUCUGGCCAACAGCCGAAGACUACUGUGGACAGGAUGUGUUGUUUUAUAUGAAGAGCUGCUCCGAUACUAGCGUCGCUGUCCCCUGAAGAAGGAUGGCCGGUGUUUUAACGUUUGUGGAGAACGUGACGCGACGGCUGAAGAUCGACGUCAUGAGAGAAGCUGGACGUCAGUAUCCGGUCUUCUGCUUCCUGCUGCUGUCUCUGGUGACGAUGACUCUGCUGCUCAACAGGUAUCUCCACAUCCUGAUGGUCUUCUGGUCCUUCCUGGCUGGCGUCACUACUUUCUAUUGCUCCCUCGGACCGGAGACCCUCCUACCCAAUGUCCUCUUCAGCGUGAAGCCGAGGAGCAAACGGCGGGAGCAGGAGCUGUUUCCUCUGGGCCACAGCUGUGCCGUGUGCGGGAAGGUCAAGUGCAGCCGUCACCGGCCAACGCUGCUCCUUGAGAACUAUCAGCCGUGGUUGGACCUGAAGGUUCACUCAAAAGUGGACGCUUCAGUAGCAGAGGUGUUUGAGUUGGUUCUGGAGAACUUCGUGUACCCCUGGUACAGGGACAUCACAGACGACGAGGCGUGUGUGGACGAACUAAGGAUGACUUUUCGCUUCUUCACGUCGGUGCUCGUCCGCCGGGCUCAGAAGGUUGAUGUUCCGGCUGUGUUUGCAGACAAAGUGAUGAAAGCUGUGAUGAAGCACAUUGAAAUUAUUGUGAAAGCUCGAGAAAAAGUGAAGGGUGUGGAGGGUCUACAGCAGGCGUCUCUGGAUGAAUACGGCUCUGACCUCCACAUCGCUCUGCGGAGCCGUAAAGACGAGCUGCUGUACCUGAGGAAGCUGACUGAGAUGCUGUUUCCUUACGUCAUGCCGCCCAAAGCCACAGACUGCAGAUCUCUGGCUCUGCUGCUGAGGGAGGUGAUGGCCGGAUCCGUCAUGUUACCCACCAUGGACUUCAUGGCCAACCCUGACACUGUGAACCUCAUGGUGCUGAUAUUUGUUGAUGACACUCCACCUGAAGCAGCGAUCGAUCCUCCGUCUGUCCUCGUGCCCUUUUUACAGAAAUACGCCGACGUCGGCAACAAGAAGCCGUCGGUGCUGAAGUUGGACCUGAAGGAGAUCCGGGAGCAGCAGGAUCUCCUCUUUCGCUUCAUGAACUUCCUGAAGCAGGAAGGAGCCGUUCACGUGCUGCAGUUCUGCCUCACUGUGGAGGAGUUCAAUGAUAAGAUCCUGAUUCCGGAUCUGAGCGACUCUGAGCUGCAGCGGCUGCACGGCGAGGUGCUGCACAUCUACGAGACGUACUGCCUCGACGAGAGCAUCGACAAGAUCAGCUUCGACCGCUUCAUCGUGGAGGAGAUCAGGAACAUCGCUGAAGGUCCGUACGGCGGCGUGGUGAAGCUGCAGACGAUGCACUGCCUGUUCGAGGCGUAUGAACACGUCCUGUCUCUGCUGGAGAGAGUCUUCACCCCGAUGUUCUGUCACAGCGACGAAUACUUCAGACACCUGCUGAGAGGAGCAGAGUCUCCAACGAGGAACUCAAGAAUCAACAGAAAUAGCUUCAGUUUGGAAGACAGCAGAAACUUGUCGAAGCGAGGCGAGUCGUUCGGCAUCAGCAGGAUCGGCAGUAGAAUCAAAGGCGUGUUCAAGAGCACGACCAUGGAGGGCUCCGUGCUGCCGCCCAGCGCCAUGAACGACUACGACGACGACCUGGUGGAGGAGGCGACCGUCGUGGUGGAGGACGACUCCCCCGCCGAGCCGGCCGGCACGCCGGGCUCCCUGAGGAACCUGUCGGCCUGGAGCAUCGUCAUCCCGUACAUCGACGUCUACGACGACGACGCCAAGCGGGAGAAGAUCCCCGUCUUCUGCAUCGACGUGGAGCGCAAAGACCGGAAGGAAGUUGGCCAUGAAACUGAGAAGUUGUCGGUGUACAGAAGAUACCUGGAGUUCUACGUACUGGAAUCCAAACUCACCGAGUUCCACGGCACGUUUGCAGACGCUCAGCUUCCAUCCAAAAGAAUUAUUGGACCAAAGAAUUAUGAUUUUCUCGCAUCCAAAAGGGAAGAAUUUGAGGAGUAUUUACAGAGACUCCUGCAGCAUCCAGAGCUCAGUAACAGUCAGCUGCUGGCAGACUUCCUGUCUCCUCACAGCAUGGGGUCUCAGUUCCUGGACCGGAUGCUGCCUGAUGUCAACCUGGGAAAGAUAUUUAAGUCUGUGCCGGGGAAGCUGAUGAAAGAGAAAGGACAGAACCUGGACCCGUUCAUCCAGUCCUUCUUCAACUCCUGCGAGUCGCCCAAACCCAAACCCAGCCGCCCGGAGCUGACCAUCCUCAGCCCGUCCACCGAGAGCAACAAGAAGCUCUUCAACAACCUGUUCAAGAACAACGCGAACCUGUCGGAGAGUUCAGAGAGGAAACAAAACGACAACAUCUUCCUGGAAAUGAUCUCUGUAGACGGCAUGUAUGACUACAUGAUGUACAUCGGUCGGAUGGUGUUCCACACGGCCGACUGGCUCCAUCACUGUCUGGCUGCGGGGAGGAUUCUGCUGAAGAACACGUUUGAAGCCUACAUGGACCAGUUCAUGCAGUCCAAGCUGGAGAUGGUCCUCCAGGAGCACCACCUGGUGUCGCUCAUCACACAGCUCAGGGACUCGGUGUUCUGUGAGAGCAGCGAGGAGCGAACCACAGAGGACAAACAAGUCAGAGCCAAGCAGACGUUUGAUGAGAUGAUGAACUAUCUACCAGACUUUGUGGUGAAGUGCAUCGGCCAGGAGGCGAAAUACGAAGGCGUGCGACUCCUCUUUGACAUCAUCCAGCAGCCCGUCCUCAACAAGCAGAUGACGUACGUCCUGCUGGACAUCGCCGUGCAGGAGCUGUUCCCUGAACUCAGCAAGACGGUGAAGGAAGCCGUCGCCGUGUGAAGCGGACGACGUCCCGGAUCCUGGAAGUGCAAUAACCAGCUAUUUCUUUACAUUCCUAAUGUAUAUAAAACAAUUAAUAAAAGAGAUAUAUUUA
Messenger RNA from Anarrhichthys ocellatus (wolf-eel), 3108 nucleotides. RefSeq names its product sorting nexin-14-like. Gene Ontology annotation, biological process: autophagosome maturation. Lineage: Eukaryota; Metazoa; Chordata; Actinopteri; Perciformes; Anarhichadidae. Gene Ontology annotation, cellular component: late endosome. Bases 207 to 3014 code for a protein of 935 amino acids. The transcript has 30 exons. The record is from RefSeq and is a predicted model, not a curated record. Gene Ontology annotation, molecular function: phosphatidylinositol-3,5-bisphosphate binding.